CUGGGCUCUCUGGGGGCGGAGUGGUCACUAGAGAUUUAAAAAGCCGCCACUUCCUUGGGCCCUCAGAGGGCACCGGGAGGUCACAGCCGCUGAGGGACAUCCAGGACCUCUGUGAGCCUCUGCUCCCUGCCUACGCCAUGCACCUCUGCCAGGGAGAUGCGCUGCUGACCGGGCCGCAGGACCCACCAGAUUGUCAGAAGCAGCUGAAGAAGAAACAGAAAAACCGGGUGGCUGCCCAACGCAGCCGGCAGAAGCACACAGACAAGGCAGAUGCCCUGCACCAGCAGCACGAGUCCCUGGAGAAACACAACCGCACCCUGCAGAAGGAGAUCCAGGCCCUGCAGGCUGAGUUAGAGCGGUGGACUCGGACCCUGCAGCUGCACCAGCGCCUGUGCCGCCUGGACUGUGCCUCCCACCCAGCGCCGGGGCCUGCUGGCUGCUGGGGCCAAGCCGAGCAGCCCCCCGGACAGCCUGCGGCCCGUGGACAACAUGGCUGCCGGAAGCAGCAGGGCCUGCUCCAGAGCCCCGCCGCCUCUCCUCCAGCUCACACGCUCGAUCCAGGUCCACACCCUCAGGAUUCCCCGGGCCUUCUCCCACCCCUUCUGCCUGUGCUGCCCCUUGGCCCUGCUGUGGUGACCGUACCUCCUGCCCAGCCGUCCCCUAGGCCUGACCUCUCUGCCUCGCCCACUGGCUCUGGCCUGCUGGAGACUUUCUCCAAGCUCAGUGCCAUCCUGCCCAGCCCUCCAGCCCAACCUGCCCCUCCACAGCCCCUUGGGCUGGAGCACCCCACCAGGGGGGACCUGGGGUCCUCUUCCCACCACGCUUCAGCUGCUCCAGGGCCUGCGUUUCUGCAGAGGAGGGAGCAGAAGCCUGUUCGCUGGGCAGCAGACUGGCCGGCGCCCGCUGUGGAGCCCAGCCCUCACCCUCUCCUGGCCUUCCCACUGCUCUCCUCUGCUCAAGUCCACUUCUAACCUGCUCCCGGAGCACAGCUGCCCCUUCCUUGGGCUCAGGAAGCAGCCUCAGUUCCUCCUCUGCUGCUGCUGGAGGCUGUCCUUGUCAGUUGACCAGUCGGGCCAGGAUUUCCCUGGGGAAAAGGAAGCCAUUGCUGAGUGCCCACCAUUGUGGCAGCCCGUCACCACCAAUGUCUUACUCCAACCCCACAGUCACCCUAUGAAUCAGAAUUUACCAUUCCACUUUUUCAAAUAAGGAAACAGAGACUCAGAGAAAUCAAGUGACAUGUUGAAUAUCACACAGCCUUAAUUUUUUUUUUUUUUUUUUUUUAGUUUUUUACACAGCCUUUCUUGGGACUUGAAAUACUAGCAUCUGCUGUCCUAGUGAACUCCUGGCCCAGGGCCCUGGGCCGAGGGUCUGAAGUCCUCAAAACAGGCCUGGUAUAAGGAGGGUUUACUGCUGGGAGCAGAGAGGGCUCUCCCCUCUGUUUUCCGAUUCCCAGGGCAAGAGUCUGGCUGUCCCAGAAAUACUGCCCUGGCUGGGGACAAUCCAAAAUUCAUACUGGGUGAGAAGUCAGGCAGAAGCCCAGGAGAAGACUUGCUUUUUCCCAGUAGUGUGUCCAGUGCCGAGAAACCACUGAAUCGGAGUCAAGGAGGCCUGGGGCAGGCCCCUCUUGGACUUCGAGGCUGGUACCCAUAACCAUUCCAAGGCCUGGGGCAGAUUCUGCAGGAUCAGCCCUCCCGGCUAGUCCCAGGUAGCUUCCACCUCCCCUUCCUCAAGGCCUGGCCGGUGGACCUCGGCGAUCCAUUCAUCCCACACACCAAAGGCAGGAGGAGAGACUGAGGGAGGUACCGGUGCCAGCGUCCUCUCUGGCAGCACCAGCACCCUGCACAUCCCCAGGCCCCCAUUACCUCAGAGCCCCUGAAGCAGCUCCCUCCUGGCUCUCGGGCAGGGGCUGGUGGGGCCGAAGAACAGGGCCUGGGACCCAGCGGGGCUCGGGGGCGUGUCUGCCCUCAGAGGGGAGGUUAGAUCAGGUGAUGGCGCCAUCCACGCUCCAGGGCGAGCGCCCCAAGGCGCUCUUCACGCAGACACUCUCGCAUGCAGCUGAGACACCUGUCAGACUCACACUCCGGUGCUGGGCACCAGUCGUGGCACAUAUGAUGGCAAAUAAAGUGUU
Sciurus carolinensis (gray squirrel) is the source of this 2128-nucleotide messenger RNA. RefSeq names its product basic leucine zipper ATF-like transcription factor 2 (gene Batf2). Gene Ontology annotation, biological process: regulation of transcription by RNA polymerase II. NCBI's taxonomy places the organism in Eukaryota, Metazoa, Chordata, Mammalia, Rodentia, Sciuridae. The transcript has 3 exons. Bases 138 to 971 code for a protein of 277 amino acids. Gene Ontology annotation, cellular component: nucleus. The record is from RefSeq and is a predicted model, not a curated record. Gene Ontology annotation, molecular function: DNA-binding transcription factor activity, RNA polymerase II-specific; RNA polymerase II cis-regulatory region sequence-specific DNA binding.